Populus euphratica (Euphrates poplar) is the source of this 2960-nucleotide messenger RNA. Its product is annotated as probable LRR receptor-like serine/threonine-protein kinase RLK. Bases 670 to 2772 code for a protein of 700 amino acids. Gene Ontology annotation, molecular function: ATP binding; protein kinase activity. The transcript is spliced from 3 exons. The record is from RefSeq and is a predicted model, not a curated record. Gene Ontology annotation, biological process: protein phosphorylation. Lineage: Eukaryota; Viridiplantae; Streptophyta; Magnoliopsida; Malpighiales; Salicaceae.
UUAGCGGACGUGUCAUGCACCUAUGAGCUUCAGGACUACUGGGAUUUUGAGUGAUCCUACAUGAAAAGCUCUGUUUCCAAUGACUAUAAGAAUGAAAAAGAGAAAAGAAACUUAUACUAUUGUUUGCAUAUUUGGUUAUGUCAUAACUUUGUUUAUACGUUUAACACACACACUUCUAUAAGCAGGUAUCGUUUUUUUGUUCAGUAUGCCAAAUAGAAAACAGGGUGAUUUUAUACUUGGUGUAGGUGCUGGUUUUGUGAACUAUAUCAGUUAAUUCUAGAACUAAAAGAAAAGAAAAAUGAAACUAAAACUAAUUGUCUCCCGCAGGAAUUGCAGCUUAAUUCUUCAGCGCAGCCAUUUUAUAUGGGGGGAGGCUUGGAUUUCGAAGGAAGAUAAUUGGAAAAAUGUGUUAUCACACAAGGAGUGAAGCUGAACACAGAAAUAGGCAAGGAAAGGGCUUAGCUUUGAAUCCAAUUCAAGGGCAGACCGGAGAUCUCUGAUCUAAAUCCACACCUCACUCAUCCAUUCUAACGAAGAGAUUUGACUUUGUCAGAACUUUAUGCACAACCCUUCUUUCAUUUGCUUUUUGAAGACAGCCUAUACUAACCUCUCCUAUUCUUAGCAAACCAAUUGUCUCUUCCUCUCUGUCUCUCUCCUCUCUUUCUUCCUAUGCCAUCAAAACUUCACCACCUUCCCAAGCUUCCUCUCCACCCCCUCCCAACCGAACAUUAUAGUCCUCUGUUGAAGCCAUUCCUGACUGCAAUGGGCGCGCAUGCCCCUCCACCAGUGCGCGUCCCACCACACUGUAGCAUCAUGGCUUUUAAAGAUAAACCCUCAUUUGUUCUUGUCUUUCUACUUGUAUCCCUCCAUUUUGUUGCCUCUUUGGGACUGACAGACUCAGAAAUCCUCCUUAAGUUCAAAGGUUCGUUAUCGAACGCAUCUGCAUUGUCUGACUGGAGUGACAAGACCACACCAUGCACAAAAGAUAAUUCAACAAAUUGGGCUGGUGUAAUUUGUGUUGACGGGAUCCUUUGGGGUUUAAAACUUGAAAAUAUGGGGCUGGCUGGCAAGAUUGACGUGGAAACUCUACAGGCUUUGCCAGAUUUGAAAACACUCAGCAUCAUGAACAAUAACUUCGAUGGUCCCAUGCCAGAGUUCAAGAAAAUUGUUUCAUUGAGAGCGGUUUAUUUUUCCAACAACCAUUUCUCAGGGGUGAUCCCACUGGAUGCUUUUGAUGGCAUGUUGAAACUGAAGAAAGUGUAUUUAGCACAAAAUGAGUUUACUGGGGCCAUUCCUUUGUCUUUGACUGCCCUGCCCAAGCUUUUGGAUUUGAGGCUUGAAGGCAACCAAUUUACUGGGCAGCUACCAGAUUUGACUCAGAAUCUUCUUUCAUUCAGUGUGUCAAACAAUGCAUUGGAGGGGCUAAUCCCCGCAGGUCUCAGUAAGAUGGACUCGAGCUCCUUUUCAGGCAACAAAGGUCUAUGUGGACCGCCGUUAAAGGAAUGUAAUACCAUCAACAGCAACUCUGACUCCAAGAAACCACCUGUGCUACUAAUCGUGAUCAUUGCUGCAGUUGUGGGAUUGCUACUGGGUGCCAUUGUUGCAGCAUUCUUGUUCCUUCGUCGUCAACGCCAAAGACAACCAUCAGCCUCAAUAGAAGCACCAACACCACCAAUACCAUCAAACCUCAAAAAGAAAACGGGUUUCAAGGAAGAAAACCAAAGCCCUUCAAGCUCACCAGACCACUCGGUAGGUAGCAAGAAAGGGGAAGCUCCAAAGCUGUCCUUCGUGAGGGAUGAUAGGGAGAAGUUUGAUUUGCCAGACUUGUUAAAGGCCUCGGCUGAGAUAUUAGGAAGCGGUUGCUUCGGGUCCUCUUACAAAGCAGCGCUUAACUCUGGGACGAUGAUGGUGGUUAAGAGGUUUAAGCAAAUGAAUAAUGUCGGGAAAGAAGAGUUUCAAGAGCAUAUGAGGAGGUUAGGGAGAUUGAAGCACUCUAACUUACUUCCUCUUGUGGCUUACUAUUAUAGAAAGGAAGAGAAGCUCUUGAUUACCGACUUUGUUGAGAAAGGCAGCCUAGCUGUUCAUCUUCAUGGUCAUCAAGCUCUAGGACAACCAAGCCUUGAUUGGCCAAGCAGAUUGAAGAUUGUCAAAGGAGUAGUAAGGGGUCUUGCAUACCUCUACAAAGACCUUCCCAACAUAAUUGCUGCCCACGGCCACCUUAAAUCUUCCAAUGUUCUUCUCACUCAAUCCAACGAGCCCUUGCUCACCGACUAUGGACUAGUUCCUGUGAUCAACCAAGAGAAUGCUCAAGAGCUCAUGGUAGCCUAUAAGUCCCCUGAAUACUUGCAUCACGGCCGGAUUACCAAGAAGACCGAUGUAUGGAGUCUAGGGAUAUUGAUACUUGAGAUCUUAUCAGCGAAGUUGCCAGCAAAUUUCGUACCGCGAGGCAAGGGAAGCGAGGAGGAAGAUUUGGCAAAUUGGGUCAAUUCUGUUCCUCAUGAAGAGUGGACUAAUGUGGUGAUUGAUAAGGAUAUGACCAACGGGCUAACAAAGCAAAAUGGUGGUGGUGAAAGUGAGGCGAUCAAGCUAUUGAAGAUUGGUUUAUGUUGUUGUGAAGCGGAUGUGGAGAAGAGGAUAGACUUGAAGGAAGCUGCUGAGAGGAUUGGAGAAAUAAAAGAGAGAGAUGGUGAUGAUGAUUUUUUCUCCUCAUAUGCUAGUGAAGGAGACAUGAGAUCUUCAAUAGGAAAGUCUGAUGACAUCACAUUCUCUUAAAUAUUUCUAGUAUGGUUGAGUUAAAUACUGGAUUUCUAAUCUAUUAGAGGGGGUCAGAAAUAUUUUUUUUUUUUUUUGGAGUUGAAUGAAGAGCUACGGGAACGAUAAUGCAUGCAUGUACAAAAAAGUAGUUCUUGUGGAUGUAAAUGCAGGAUGGAAGUUGGAGUGACAGUGGGAUUGCCAAUGCG